Messenger RNA from Solea senegalensis (Senegalese sole), 7208 nucleotides. RefSeq names its product tight junction protein 1a (gene tjp1a). Gene Ontology annotation, molecular function: cell adhesion molecule binding. Gene Ontology annotation, cellular component: bicellular tight junction; plasma membrane. Bases 465 to 5615 code for a protein of 1716 amino acids. Gene Ontology annotation, biological process: cell-cell junction organization; protein localization to cell-cell junction; cell-cell adhesion. Lineage: Eukaryota; Metazoa; Chordata; Actinopteri; Pleuronectiformes; Soleidae. The record is from RefSeq and is a predicted model, not a curated record. The transcript has 30 exons.
UGGAAUGGUCCGCUCCGCACAGCCGCGACACGGCCGCUGCUCACAGAGCUGAGAGACGUUAGUGAGCCUGCCAUUGCUGUGUGUGAUGCCUCCUCCUCUUCCCAACUUUUCAUCCAGCGGUCAGCGACGAUACGUUUAAAGAAAGAAGCCCGUGUUUUCCCCCUUUUUUUUAUCCCUCCAACUCAACUCCAGUUUCUUCCAUGACUCGGUACCUGACCGGAGCAACGCUAGCGCUACGGGCACCGAAGAUAAGAUAAUGAACUUUGGACUUUACGGACGGCUUUUCGUGACAUGUUUCCCGUCGUCCUGGAUAAAAUAAAAUAACAGCGUAGCCCGGCGUGGCGGCAGCUGGGCUAAAAAAAUUCAACUGCAGAGGAAAACAGCGCACUCUCCCAAGUGAUUAUCGAAACGUAGACAGCGGCAACUUUUAACCUGUCACUUUUGAAGGGGAAUAGGAGAGAAAAAUGUCCUCCAAAGCUACAAAUAAGAGUGCAGCGAUGGAGGAAACGGUCAUAUGGGAACAGCACACGGUGACCCUUCACAGGGCUCCUGGAUUUGGGUUUGGCAUUGCCAUCUCAGGUGGACGAGACAACCCACAUUUCCAGAGUGGAGAGACCUCCAUUGUUAUAUCUGACGUGUUGAAAGGAGGUCCAGCAGAGGGACUUUUACAAGAAAAUGAUCGUGUCGUGAUGGUCAAUGCUGUGUCUAUGGAUAACGUAGAGCAUGCCUACGCUGUGCAGCAACUCCGGAAGAGUGGCAAGAAUGCAAAGAUUACUAUUCGUAGGAAAAGGAAAGUACAGAUCCCCGUCUCGCGGCCAGGAGACAGAGAGACAAUGUCAGAGCACGAGGAAGAUGAAAGUGAUGAGGAGGAUGGCUAUGAUCCCCACACUGGUGGCCAAAGUGCCUAUGGAGGCGCAAGCGGGGGCACAGGCACUGGCAGGCGCCAGGAUCGCGAGCGUAGCAGCAGCGGCAGGCGGGAUCACAGUGCCUCGCGGGAGAGGAGCGUCUCGCCGCGCUCCGAUCGCCGAUCACAAGCCUCAUCUGCGCCACUCAAACCUGCCAAGAUCACGCUCGUCAAGUCCCGCAAAAGUGAAGAGUAUGGACUCCGACUGGCCAGCCACAUCUUCGUGAAGGACAUCUCCCCCGAGAGCCUUGCUGCCAGAGAUGGAAACAUCCAUGAGGGAGAUGUCGUACUCAAGAUCAAUGGCACAGUCACAGAGAACCUGUCACUGGUCGACGCCAAGAAGCUGAUCGAGAGGUCAAAGGGCAAGCUGAAGAUGGUGGUGCAGAGAGACGAGCGCGCCACGCUGCUCAACAUUCCCGAUAUGGACGACAGUGUCCCAUCAGCUAAUAAUUCUGACAGAGACGACAUUUCAGAAAUACAUUCACUGACAUCAGAUCAUUCCAAUCGAUCCCACGGGCAUGGUAGUCGAUCACGUUCACCUGACAGGCCUGAACUAUCGGAUCAUCUCCGUCAUUCACCUCGGCAGAUCAGCAAUGGCAGCAGCCAUCGAAGUCGCGAUGAGGAUCGUGUUUCUAAACCAGGGGCCAUGUCCACACCAGUCAAAAGCUCUGAUGAUGGAGUCAUGUCACAGGCCAGCGACCAGGCCAGUUCCAGAGAUGACAAGUCGUUACCCCCACUGCCUGAACCAAAGCCAGUUUAUGCACAGCCUGGUCAGCCUGACGUGGACCUGCCUGUCAGCCCCUCAGAUGCCCCAGUUCCCAGCGCCGCUCAUGAUGACAGUAUUCUCAGGCCGAGUAUGAAGCUGGUCAAGUUCAAGAAGGAUGAGAGUGUCGGUCUGAGGUUGGCAGGAGGGAACGAUGUAGGAAUAUUUGUGGCAGGAGUUUUGGAGGACAGUCCUGCUGCCAAGGAGGGACUCGAGGAGGGAGACCAGAUUCUCAGGGUGAACAAUGUGGACUUUGCUAACAUCAUCCGGGAGGAGGCUGUGCUGUUUUUGCUCGAUCUCCCUAGAAGAGAAGAAGUCACUAUUCUGGCUCAGAAGAAAAAGGAUGUGUACCGCAGAAUCGUGGAAUCAGACGUGGGCGACUCCUUUUACAUUCGGACACAUUUUGAGUACGAGAAAGAGUCACCGUACGGCCUGAGCUUUAACAAGGGCGAGGUGUUCCGCGUAGUAGACACGCUCUACAAUGGAAAACUGGGUUCCUGGCUCGCGAUCCGGAUUGGCAAGAACCAUCACGAGGUGGAGAGAGGCAUCAUCCCAAACAAGAAUAGAGCUGAACAGUUAUCCAGUGUGCAGUACACCCUCCCCAAAACACCAGGGGGCGACAGAGCCGACUUCUGGAGAUUCCGAGGACUGCGAAGUUCCAAGAGGAACUUGCGUAAGAGCAGGGAGGACCUGUCGGCCCAGCCUGUUCAAACCAAGUUCCCCGCUUAUGAGCGGGUGGUGCUGAGGGAAGCUGGGUUCCUAAGACCAGUGGUUAUCUUUGGACCAAUAGCAGAUGUGGCCAGAGAGAAACUGGCCAGACAGGAACCUGACGUUUUUGAACUAGCAAAAACACAGAAACAACAAGGAGGGGAAAAGAGUGAACCCAGAGACGCAGGGAAGGACCAGAAAAACUCUGGCAUCAUUCGCUUGCACACCAUUAAACAGAUAAUUGAUCAGGACAAGCACGCCGUGCUGGACAUCACCCCUAAUGCAGUGGACCGUCUGAAUUAUGCUCAGUGGUAUCCCAUCGUGGUCUUCCUCAACCCAGACACCAAACAGGGCGUCAAGAACAUGAGGACCCGCCUCUGCCCCGAGUCCAGGAAGAGCGCCAGGAAGCUUUACGACCGAGCUCUCAAAUUAAGAAAAAACAACCACCACCUCUUCACCACAACCAUUAACUUGAACAGCAUGAAUGAUGGUUGGUUUGGAUCUCUGAAAGAAAUAAUCCAGCAGCAGCAGAACCAGCUGGUGUGGGUUUCGGAGGGCAAGGCUGAUGGAGCAACUGAGGAUGACCUGGACAUUCACGAUGACCGCCUGUCGUACUUGUCUGCACCUGGUAGUGAGUAUUCCAUGUACAGCACCGACAGCCGCCACACCUCCGACUAUGAGGACACGGACACGGAGGGCGGCGCCUACACCGACCAGGAGCUGGACGAAACGCUGAACGACGACGUGGGCCCACCCACCGAGCCUGCCAUCACCCGCUCCUCGGAGCCCGUCCGCGAGGACCCACCCGUCAUCCAGGAGCCCCCCGGCUACGCCGGCUACCAGCCCACAGUGCAGCCAGACCCCCUGAACCGCAUCGACCCGGCCGGGUUCAAGGCAGCAGUGCCGCAGCAGAAAGCAGAAGCCGCUGCUGUCCCUAGCAUCCCCCAGCAGCCUGAGCCCCUGGCUGAGACAUUGCCCCCUGCUGUCGACGUUACUGUAAAAACUGUAGGGGGUCUGAGCCCUGACGAGGCUCCUGCAGCUCCCCUCAGGCAGCCAAGCCCCAACCCAGAGGCUGGCUCGCUUAGGAGGCCCACACCUGAGCUAGCCCGUCACACCGUCACACCAGAACCUCUACUGUCUGGACUGGCCAGUUCUGAACCAAAGAUGUUUCAAAAGGAUCCGUACAACACUGACAACACCGGGAGAAUCAGUCACAGUAUGAAGCCUGCGACGUACAACCCUCAGCAGGGAUAUCACCCUGACCAGCAGCCGUACAGAGAUUACGACCAUCCUCCCAAUCGCUAUGAUGUCAGCAGCAGUGGAGUCAGCAGCGGGGGUGGUUACCCAGAACCAAAAUAUCGCAAUUAUGACUCUAACCUCCCCUACGAGAACAGUGUGCCUCACUACGACCAGCAACAGUGGAGCCCCUACGGCCAGCCGCACUCUACUGCCAAUUCCCAGAGCUACGAUCCCCGUUUGCCGUACGGCGAAGGACCCGACUCCCCGAACACCCCUCCUCCUCGCUACGACGAGCCUCCACCUCAGCAGGGAUUCGACGGACGGCCUCGCUACGGCAAACCGACCGCUCCGGGACCUGUACGUUAUGAUGAGCCUCUGCCUCCUGCUCCAGGGCCUGACCUGCACUAUGACCAGGAUUCCCACCUGACUCCAUACCCCUCUGCUGCCCGCUCCCCGGACCCUGCAUCCCAGCGGCCGAGCUAUAACCUGGGACCAGCACUGCAGCAUAAAGGCUACAAAACUCAGCACUAUGACCCUACGCCUGUGAACUCUGAAACAAGCGUCACACCUCCUCCCAGAGUAGAGAACCCCUCCCCCGUGGACACUCCGAAGCCCGCACCUCUCAGAGACGAGAGGCGGGAGGACGAUCCCGCCAUGAAGCCACAGUCGGUCCUGACGAGGGUCAAGAUGUUUGAGAACAAGCGCUCUGUGUCCGUGGACCGAGCCAGAGAUGCAGGAGAGUCAUCUGCGAACAAGGCAGCUGAUGUACCCUUGAAAUCAGGCGGAGUAAUCCCCAAAGCAAAUUCACUGAGCAACCUGGAUCAAGAGAAGACCUAUAGAGCUCCAGAGCCACAGAAGCCUCAGUCCACAGUAGCGGAUGAUAUUGUGCGCUCCAACCACGACAACCCCGACGAGGAGGAGGACUACUACAGGAAGCAGCUGUCUUACUUUGACCGCCUCCAAACUGGCCCCAACAAACCCCAGCCACAAGCACAACAAACGACCUUCAACUAUUCCAGGACGGAGACGGUGGAGAAACCAAGUCCAGUGGAGAAAAAAUACGAGCCUGUUCCUCAGGUGACCCCGACCCUGCCGCCAGCCACACUGCCCAAACCCUCAACUGAAGCCAAGCCUCCAGCGCGAGAAGACACUGUUCAGAGCAACUUCCUGCCUCAUAAGAGUUUUCCCGAGAAGUCCCCGGUGAACGGCAACAGUGAGCAGCCUCCCAAAGCAGUCACGAGCAGCGGGGCUCCACCAGCAUCCACCUACAACCGCUUCACCCCCAAGCCCUUCACCACCUCUGCCCGGCCUUUUGCCCGCAUGUUCGACAGUCCCAAAUUCAACCACAACCUUUUGCCCAAUGACAAGCCUGACACUGCUCCAAAGGGUCCGAGCAUCACCUCAGUGAAGCCUCAGAUUCCUCCACAGCCCCAGAACAUAGAUCACGACAGCGGCGUGGACACGUUCACGCGCACUAUCGAGCACCGCCCCAAAUACCAGAACAACAACAUCAACGCUGUGCCCAAGGCCAUUCCUGUGAGUCCCAGUGCUCUGGACGACGACGAGGAUGAAGACGAAGGCCACACCGUAGUCGCCACAGCGCGAGGUAUCUUCAACUCGAACGGCGGUGUCCUGAGCUCCAUCGAGACGGGCGUCAGCAUCAUAAUUCCCCAGGGUGCCAUUCCCGAAGGUGUGGAGCAGGAGAUCUACUUCAAGGUCUGCAGAGACAACAGCAUCCUGCCACCGCUCGACAAAGAGAAAGGAGAGACUUUGCUCAGCCCUCUGGUGAUGUGUGGACCUCACGGCCUUAAGUUUUUGAAGCCCGUGGAGCUGCGCUUACCUCACUGUGCGUCAAUGACCCCUGAUGGUUGGUCUUUUGCUCUAAAAUCCUCCGACUCCUCGUCGGGUGACCCUAAAAGCUGGCAGAACAAGUCUCUUCCCGGUGACCCCAACUACCUGGUGGGCGCCAACUGCGUCUCCGUGCUCAUCGACCACUUUUAAAGACGGGGCGAUGCGACGAGUGGCGUUCGAGAAUGUGGAGCCCCUGGUGGAUAAAAUGAAGACACACACACACACACUGAUGAACGCAUGAAGAAGAUCCAGUCAGUGCUGUUUACUGCAGCCACAGAUGAAGGCGAGAGACUCCGAUGAUCACUACACGCUGUUCUUAUCCAUUUUUUCCCCAAUAUGAAGUUUUGAUGUGAAACCAUUGAUGCAUGUUCCACCGUCGCUGAGGCGUGACAUUUAUUAUAAAGGUGAUGUUUCAUGUCAUAUUUCUUUCUUUUUUUUUACAUAAAUAUAGGUGGAUGGUUGGCUUUCGAUGCCUAACAUGCUUCACACAUAUUUAUGCUAUAUAUGCAUACAGUAUAUAUAGUAGUAUAGAGAAGAUUUAAUAAAAUUGUACUCAUGAAUUCAGUCAACAUCUUGUUUUUACAGUUGAGGUGACUGAGAAGAAGCACGUAGCUCGACAUGUUUGUGUGUUUUUUCCUACAUCGAGGGGGAUUUUUUGAGAGCGAGAGGCGGUGACAUUUGCAGGUUUCUGUCGAAGGAAAAUGGCAAAAAAAAAGCAUGAGCUGGAUAUGAAGUCAAGCAGCACACUUUUUUAGAGACGCUCUUCCUUCCUUUGUUCUUCCUUCUUCCUACAGUGAGAACUUGUAGCUUUCUUUUCUUCCCUCAUCUCUCCUUGCAGCCUGAGGGAGAUCUAUGCAUGUUCUUUACUCAGGUCUAGUAGUCUCCUCACUUCCCUCCUCACAUCUACUCCUCUCUCUCUCUUUUUUUAUCUUCUGUGCACUCUGACACACAAAUAAGCAGUGAUGCCUUAUCUGCAGAUUAUUCACUUUUCAUCAAAGGAAAUAAAUAAGUUAUGAUAUGAAUAAUGGUAUGUUGUUUUGCCAUUUCAUUUUAACGUAAACCCACUGUAUAAAUGAACUUGGGUUUCGCUCACAAUAACGGUCGAUAACAAAGGUUUGCUCUUCUUUUAUCUGCUAUGCAUUACUUCUAAGAAAAAAAAAACCAGAAAAGAUGUGUUUGUAAAUAAAUCUAGCAUAUUGCCUUGUUUCUUUUUUGUUUGUAAAUGGAACUUUUUUGUAUGUCUUUCUUUUUUGUAUAAAACUGAGAGAAAAACAUGUUUUAAAAAAGUGGACGAGAGAGUGAACUCGGUUUUGUCUUUGUAUUCUGGAUAAAAACCCUCGAGCCUUGGAACUUAGAACCUAACAAUAAACACACGACUCAUUUUCUACAAACAUAUUCACCCUUAUGUUACAAUACACAAGUCUUUUUAUGGCUAUUUAAGGAUCAGGAAAAAGUACUUGGGCUGAAUGACAUUUAAAACAUGUUCUUUUUUAAAAAAGGGUGUGUUCCUCUCACUGAGUUGUCAUUACUGGAUGCUGUAUUGUGUGCCCUUAAAUGUAUUUUUGUACUAAUAGACAAUAUAUAAUGUAUGGCACACCACCAGUACCUUUUUCUUUUUUUAGAUAUAACACUGCUUUCAUUGGAUAUUAGCUCUUCACGUGUGGCUGACAUUUUUUUUUCUCCUCUACAACACAAUUUUAAGUAUACCACUGUAUUAAUAAAUAAAAUCAUUUUUAAAGUAAA